Odontomachus brunneus is the source of this 1484-nucleotide messenger RNA. It is a transcript of the gene CycC, whose product is annotated as cyclin-C. Gene Ontology annotation, molecular function: cyclin-dependent protein serine/threonine kinase regulator activity. The record is from RefSeq and is a predicted model, not a curated record. The transcript is spliced from 5 exons. Lineage: Eukaryota; Metazoa; Arthropoda; Insecta; Hymenoptera; Formicidae. Gene Ontology annotation, biological process: positive regulation of transcription by RNA polymerase II. The coding region runs from base 332 to 1132 and encodes 266 amino acids. Gene Ontology annotation, cellular component: mediator complex; nucleus.
UAUUUAAUCUUCUUUAUACCGUUUCUAAACACUUACGAAGGCAAAACGUCAUGUUGUUGGUUAAUGUAUUACGAUUUGAAUAAUUAUUUUGUGUAGAUACAUAUUUAUUUAUGAAAUAUAUUGACAACUUUGUCUUCAGCAUUCUAUUUUGUACAUGAAACAAAACUUGUUCAUUAGUUUACCUAUGUUUAAAAGAGCGCAAAAUCAGUUUGGAAGAGAGAGAUGUGAAGAGAAUUAUUGUUACAUUCGACGUGACAAAAACGAAGAUUCUCAACGAUCAGCACUAUCCGACGUAUCAAAGCUUACAAACUAAUUACUGUUUUGUUAUAAAAUGGCCGGUAAUUUUUGGCAAAGCUCUCACCAUCAACAAUGGUUAUUGGAUAAACAAGAUUUGGUUAGAGAACGCCAACAUGAUCUAUCAAUAUUAACGGAAGAAGAGUAUCAAAAGUUAUUCAUUUUUUUCUCUAAUUUAAUACAAGUUCUGGGAGAACAAUUAAAGUUGAGACAACAAGUGAUAGCUACUGCAACGGUUUAUUUUAAACGAUUUUAUGCCCGUAAUAGUUUGAAAUGCAUAGAUCCUUUAUUAUUAGCUCCUACUUCAGUUUUCUUAGCAUCAAAGGUGGAAGAGUUUGGAGUAAUUUCUAAUACUAGACUGAUAACAAUAUGCCAAACUGUAGUUAAAAGCAAAUUUAAUUAUGCGUAUUCGCAAGAAUUUCCAUAUCGUACUAAUCAUAUUUUGGAAUGCGAAUUUUAUCUAUUGGAGCAUUUGGACUGUUGUUUAAUAGUAUAUCAACCAUACCGUCCCUUGUUAACAUUAAUUCAAGAUGUGGGACCGGAUGAUCAAUUACUUACUCUUGCAUGGCGUAUUAUUAAUGAUAGUUUAAGGACUGACGUGUGUUUAUUAUAUCCACCUUAUCAAAUAGCAAUUGGUUGUUUGCAAAUAGCCUGUGUAAUAUUGCAGAAAGAUCAUAAAUCGUGGUUUGCAGAAUUAAAUGCAGAUAUGGAAAAGAUUCAGGAAAUAGCACGAUAUAUAAUAAAUUUAUACGAUUUGUGGAAUAGGUUUGACGAAAAGGAGGAAAUUCAAAGCUUAUUAUCAAAAAUGCCAAAACCAAAAGCUGCACCACAGCGCUGACAACAAGUUCUCUCUUCGCCAAAUGUCUGGGAUGUUGUCUCAUGUUAAGUUUUAACGAAUGUUUGAAACUUUGUCCUUUGUCUCAUAUGUUGCUAUCGGAUACAUACAGAGAUGCAUUAACAACGAAUAUAUUUCGCAUUUAUAUCUGAAUAAAAACAUUUUUUAUUCAUAUUGAAAUUUGUCCUAAAAAUAAGUCGCAAACAAUGGUAAUGUAUUGAUUGAUAUUUUGUUUUAUACUCGACGUAUUAAGGACAUACUUUAGGGGAAGAAAAUUAUACCAAUUUAUGAAUAUUAUAUUGUAAUUCAUGAUAGAAAUAAAAAAUGAAGUCUUUUUGGCAUUGCGAUUAGAAAA